This is a messenger RNA of Blepharisma stoltei, 225 nucleotides long. The record is from the annotation of a GenBank genome assembly. NCBI's taxonomy places the organism in Eukaryota, Ciliophora, Heterotrichea, Heterotrichida, Blepharismidae.
AUGAACCCUGCAAUUUUAAAUAUCUUCUGAUGCGGAAUUUUUUCCAGGUGUGGAAUGAUCCUCCACAUGUGGAUUGCUCUAAGCAAUUACAGCAAAAGUUUUAAAAUGAAUAAAAAAAAGGUCAUUUAUUCAGCGAAAUAUUAUUUGAUCAGAAUUUUUGAUAGAUAUAAUUGCCCUAAAAAUUUAGUCGAAAUUUUUGACUUUAGCAAUUGCUCUGAAAAAUAG